Planococcus citri (citrus mealybug) is the source of this 1967-nucleotide messenger RNA. RefSeq names its product hexokinase-like. Gene Ontology annotation, biological process: intracellular glucose homeostasis; glucose 6-phosphate metabolic process; carbohydrate phosphorylation. The coding region runs from base 431 to 1873 and encodes 480 amino acids. Lineage: Eukaryota; Metazoa; Arthropoda; Insecta; Hemiptera; Pseudococcidae. The transcript is spliced from 9 exons. Gene Ontology annotation, cellular component: mitochondrion; cytosol. Gene Ontology annotation, molecular function: ATP binding; fructokinase activity; glucokinase activity. The record is from RefSeq and is a predicted model, not a curated record.
UUUACUGCGUAGGUUAUACCUACCAUUAUAAAAAUGGAAAUGGGUAACUCACUACAGAGUGAAAUGUUGACUCAUCGACACGCUUCGUUCCUGUAAUUUAUCUAUACUCAUUCGCAUAUAUGAACUAGGAUCUCUGAGACCAAUCCUUAUCAAUUUACUCAUCCUAUAUAAUUUUCUAUCGCUUCAAAUAGGGUCGAAAUGACGUCAUUGAUGGAGAAUUGUGAUUUGUCCUACCGAUCUGAGACCAAUCCUUAUCAAUUUACUCAUCAUGUAAUUUUCCAUCGCUUCAAAUAGGGUUAAAAUGACGUCAGUCAUGGAGAAAUGUGAUUUAUCCUACCAAGUUAGCGAUUGUCAUUUGAUCGGAAAUACUCGGUUAGCAAUUUAUGAAAUCAUCGACAAUUCUGAGAUAAUUUACGAAUGUAAACUAUAAAUGGUGAUUAUUCGAUUACACAAAUGGUAUUUUACAAUUAGAGAAAAUUAUUUCAAAAAAAUUCACAGUAUACGGUUAUAUUUGAUUAAAAAUAUGGCGGUUCGAGCGGUAGGAACGAAGAAAAGCUGCGUCAUAAAAGAGAUGUUCGCGCCAUUUAAAUUAUCAAAUGAAACCUUAUGCAGUAUAAUGAAUCGACUUUUGACUUCCAUCAAUCAAGGUUUAUCGAAGGAUACUCAUACCAAUGCUCCAGUCAAAUGUUAUCAAACGUAUAUUUACGAUUUUCCAACUGGAGAUGAAACGGGUAAAUUUUUGGCAAUUGAUUUUGGUGGAGCGAAUUUCCGGAUAUUGGUGAUUACGUUGGAAAAAGGUCGUUCGUAUAAGGUUGAUUCUCGAACGUAUGUUUUUCCUGAUGAAAAAUUAGAAGGAAAUGCUGACGAGUUUUUCGAUUACAUCGUAGAAUGUUUGAGAACAUUUCGAGAAGAACUGAACUUGGGUGAAGAAAAACUACCACUCGGAUUCUGUUUCAGUUUUCCAGUCCAACAAAAAAGUCUAAAUUCUGGUAUUUUGACGAGAUGGUCGAAAAGAUUCAAUAUAAAAGGCGCAGUGGGGAAAGACGUCGGUGAAUUGUUCCAAAAAGCUUUAGAAAGACAAAACAUGAUUAUUAGACCGUUUGCUAUCUUGAAUGAUACCACAGGGUGUCUUUUGUCGUGUUCUUGGAGCGAACCAACGUGUAGAGUGGGAGUCAUCAUAGGUACUGGUACGAAUGCGUGUUAUUACGAAAAAAGAGAAAAUAUCGAAUUGUAUAAUGGAAAACCAGAUAAACCAGGGAUGGUGAUAAACACCGAAUGGGGUAAUUUUGGCGCUGAUGGAUCAUUGAAUGAUAUAAUCACCGAAUUCGAUCGUCAACUCGAUACUGGAUCUUUAAGACCUGGAAGUGAAACCUUUGAAAAAAUGGUAAGCGUUAUGUAUGUCUGCGAACUGAUCCGAUUAUCCAUUGUGAAAUGUACCGAAAUGAAAUAUUUAUUCGGUGGCGAAGUCGUCCAAACAUUAAAAAAUAAAGGAUCAUUUUUACCCGAUUAUUUGUACAGUAUAGAAAACGAUGAUGCCGAUUUACGUAAAACAAUGGGGCUAUUCGAAAGUCUAAAAUGUGAACAUGUCUCUAUUCAAGACUGUGUAAACGUUCGUUAUAUUACUCACACUAUUUGUAAACGAUCAGCUCAUUUAUUAUCAGCAGCAAUCGCGACAAUAAUUAAUAAAAUGUCGGUAACGCCUUCCGUUGUCGGUAUCGAUGGCGGAUUUUACAGAAACCAUUCGAAAUACUCCGAAAUGAUUACAGAAAAAAUUAGAUGCAUGAUUAAUCCAAAUAUUCAGUUCAGUUUGGUACUUUCUGAAGAUGGAAGUGGUCGAGGAGCAGCUUUGGCUGUAGUCGGUUUGAAAGAAUAAUCUCAUCGUCUGCGUGAUCAAAAUUAUGUAAAAUGUUGUCGCUAGUAUUAAUUUAAUCACUAAACGAGUUUUGUAAUAAACGAAGAUUAUUUUA